AUGGUAAUGAAUGUAAUGAUGAGCACUAAUGAUAUAAGAAAAUGUAAGGAAGUCUUUAAUUUAUUCAAACGUUAUUCACUUGAUAAUUCACAAGAAGAACAAAUAGCUAUUGAAAUGCCACGUAGUAUUCGUGAAUAUCUUCUUAAACGAGCUCAUCAUGUUACACAUGAUCUACUUAAUACUCAACAAUCAUUUAUUAAUCGUUUUCUAACUGAUAAUAAAUAA
Rotaria sp. Silwood2 is the source of this 225-nucleotide messenger RNA. NCBI's taxonomy places the organism in Eukaryota, Metazoa, Rotifera, Eurotatoria, Philodinida, Philodinidae. The record is from the annotation of a GenBank genome assembly.